UACUGGUCAAGGAAGUCAUGCAAGUGGCAGGUCUAAGCAGAGCAGAAGUGAAAAAAAGAGCAGAAAGGCCAUGCUGAAGCUUGGAAUGAAGCCAAUAAGUGGUGUUAGCCCUGAUACAAUAAAGAAGACCAAAAAUAUCGAAGAUCUAAGAUCCCAAUUGCAAACCCAGGAUGCCGAACAGUUCAGGGCCCCUGAUCUGAGCCAUGUGAUAAGUAAGCCGGAGACGUCUGCCGCCUCUCAGGACGAUGAAGAAGUCGAUGAGAGUGGUGUGGAGCCGAAGGAUAUUGAGCUUGUUAUGACUCAGGCUGGUGUUUCGAGGGGAAAAGCUGUGAAGGCUCUUAAUGCGGCUGAUGGUGAUAUUGUUACUGCAAUUAUGGAGUUGACUAACUCAAUCAAUAUUGAUAAUUUGUAA
Phalaenopsis equestris is the source of this 412-nucleotide messenger RNA. Its product is annotated as nascent polypeptide-associated complex subunit alpha-like protein 1. Gene Ontology annotation, biological process: protein targeting to membrane. NCBI's taxonomy places the organism in Eukaryota, Viridiplantae, Streptophyta, Magnoliopsida, Asparagales, Orchidaceae. The annotation marks the transcript as partial. Gene Ontology annotation, cellular component: nascent polypeptide-associated complex; cytoplasm. The transcript is spliced from 2 exons. The record is from RefSeq and is a predicted model, not a curated record.